AUGGUUCCAAUCCCAAAGCCUGAAGACUACGAUGUCUCCGUCGUGAACGGAUUCCUCCCGACCGAAGCGCCAGUCGAGCGACUGCCCGAUUCCUAUUACGAGCCAUGGGAGUACAUUAUGAAGAACCUGCAAGGUCUCAUCCUUAGCAAGAGAUUGCAUGAAGUGGUUGAGAAGUUGCCAGUGCUGUCGACAGACCGCCUGGCGGAUGAACCCCAAUGGCGCAGGGCAUAUAGUGUGUUGGCAUUCAUUGCACAUGCUUAUAUCUGGGGUGGUGAACGACCACAUGAGAGAGUCCCAGCUCCGGUUACGAGACCUUUCAUGGAAACAUGCAAGCAUCUCCAAUUGCCACCUGUUGCCACAUAUGCUGGGCUGGUCCUCUGGAACUGGAAGCCCAUUUUCGACUCGGAGCGUGCCGACACUCUUGCCAAUUUGGAUACCAUCGACACCUUUACUGGUUCGCUCGAUGAGAAAUGGUUCUACUUGAUCAGCAUCGCCAUGGAAGUUCGAGCUGGACCUAUGAUCCCGUUGAUGUUGCGAGCCAUUGAAGCUGCUCAGGAUGGCGAUCGGACUACAGUGACCGAAAGCCUCAAGAGCUUUGUCGAGAGCCUUGACGAUAUUGGCUCGUUGCUGGUUCGCAUGUAUGAUCAGUGCGACCCUCAUGUGUUCUAUCAUCGUAUUCGUCCGUUCCUCAACGGUGGCAAGAAUAUGGCCGAAGCUGGACUGCCUAAUGGUGUCAUCUUCGACAACGGAGGGCCAAUGAACAAGCAACGUUACGUCCAGUACGCCGGCGGUAGCAAUGCGCAGUCGAGCAUUAUCCAGUUCUUUGAUAUUGUACUCGGCAUUGAACAUCGCCCGACUGGACAGAAAGGCGGCGCCGAAACAGCUCAACAUGGCGCAAAGAAGCCUUCCAAGCCUGAUGAGAACUUCAUCAAAGAGAUGCGCAAGUACAUGCCGGGACCGCACGCGCGCUUCUUGGAACAAGUCCACCGCGUGGCGAACAUUCGCAGCUUUGUUGAGGAACACUUCUACGACCGCGCACUUGGGCUUGCAUUCGAUUCUUGUUUGGCUAUGCUCAGUGCUUUGAGAGACAAGCACAUGCAGGUCGUCAGUCGCUAUAUCAUUGUUAAGAGCAGACAAGCCAAGGCGAAAGAGGGCGAGCAGAAGCACGACGAGCAGUCGAAGAAGGCCAAUCUUGCUCAUAGGCCUAAGCCCACAUCAACUGAGGGCGGGAAGAAGGAGCCUACUGGCACUGGCGGCACUUCCCUCAUACAGUUCUUGCGUCAAGCGAGAGAUGAGACUGGAGAGCCUGCGGUCGAUGCUUGGACCCGUCGUCUCCUCAACAAGAAGAGCGGUCGUGGUGGCUCGGAGGGCGAAUGUGAGGUCAAGCCAGGCCUUGCGGACGUAUGGAAGGUCGACAUAGGCGGUGGGCUCUGCCUUACUUAG
Molecule: messenger RNA, 1443 nt
Organism: Zasmidium cellare ATCC 36951
Lineage: Eukaryota; Fungi; Ascomycota; Dothideomycetes; Mycosphaerellales; Mycosphaerellaceae
Exons: 1
Coding region: 1-1443 (480 amino acids)
Biological process (GO): 'de novo' NAD+ biosynthetic process from L-tryptophan
Cellular component (GO): cytoplasm
Molecular function (GO): heme binding; indoleamine 2,3-dioxygenase activity; metal ion binding
Source: RefSeq, a predicted model, not a curated record